AUGGGUAAUAUUUCAAUUUCAACUCGGAGUUGUGUUGAGAGCAGAGACAGUUCUUAAGAUUAAGUAACUGGUUUGAGAUCACAGUCCUGGUUGCUGUGAAUCUGUGAUAUGCAAAUCCGGCACUACUUCACCGGAACCGGUUUAUCCCGGUUUAGGAUUUCACUUUGAUUUUUCCGGUUUUAUAUAUCAACAGAGACGGCGAACGAAACCAGAAAAUUUGUUGCAGAAGAGGGACGAUGGUGAUGACAAGCAGGCGUAGCUGGCCAUCAACGAGAAGACAUCAACUGGCUUUCGUGUUGCUCCUGGUUCUUGUAGCUCUCGGAAUCUGCGUUCCUGUCUUUGCUCUUCUUCCUUCAUUGUCCUCUCCUCAGUCUCUAUUUCGGGGUGACAAGAUGAUAUCUCGGAGGUUUUAUAUUAAAGCUGACGUUUUCUGGAAAGAUGAGAAUCCUUUUCAGAUCAUUGGUGGUGAUUUGCAUUACUUUCGUGUUCUUCCUGAGUACUGGGAAGAUCGUCUUCUAAGAGCCAAGGCUCUAGGCCUUAAUACUAUUCAAGUAUACGUUCCUUGGAAUCUCCAUGAGCCAAAGCCCGGAAUUAUGGUUUUUGAGGGUAUUGGUGAUCUUGUGUCCUUUCUCAAGCUCUGUGACAAUCUAGAUUUUCUAGUUAUGUUGCGUGCAGGACCUUAUAUCUGUGGAGAAUGGGAUUUGGGGGGAUUUCCUGCUUGGUUACUUGCUGUGAAACCACGUCUCCAACUAAGGACAUCGGAUCCUGCGUAUCUUAAGUUGGUUGAAAGAUGGUGGGAUGUUCUGUUACCGAAAGUAUUUCCUCUGCUUUACAGCAACGGGGGUCCUGUUAUAAUGGUUCAGAUUGAAAACGAAUAUGGUUCAUAUGGACAUGACAAAGCCUAUCUUCGUAAUUUAGUUAGUAUGGCUAGGGAACACCUGGGGGAUGACGUUAUUGUGUACACAACCGAUGGAGGGACAAGAGAAACACUUGAGAAAGGAACUGUCCCUGUAGAUGAUGUCUACUCAGCUGUUGAUUUCACAACCGGUGAUGAUCCUUGGCCAAUAUUUGAAUUGCAAAAAAAGUUUAAUGCUCCAGGAAGGUCACCUCCACUUUCCUCGGAGUUCUAUACUGGUUGGCUCACGCAUUGGGGUGAGAAGAUUGCAAAAACCGAUGCUGAGUUUACAGCAGCUUCUCUUGAAAAAAUACUGUCUCGAAAUGGUUCUGCUGUGCUUUAUAUGGUGCAUGGAGGAACAAACUUUGGUUUCUACAAUGGUGCAAAUACUGGCUCUGAAGAGUUUGACUAUAAACCUGAUCUGACAUCCUAUGACUAUGAUGCUCCCAUUAAGGAGUCAGGUGACAUAGAUAAUCCAAAAUUCCAAGCUCUUCAGAGAGUGAUUAAGAAGUACAAUACUGCACCACACUCCAUUACCCCCUCCAAGCAACUGAAAGCGUAUGGUCCUAUCAAGAUGCAGAUGACAACAUCGCUAUUUGAUUUAGUUAGUAUGACAGAUCCUGCAGAUAUGAUCACCUCAGCCAACCCAAUUUCAAUGGAGUCUUCUGGACAGAUGUUUGGAUUUCUUUUAUAUGAAUCUUCAUACAUUACAAAAAAGAGUGGGAAUAUACUAAGAAUACCCAAGGUUCAUGACAGAGCUCAAGUGUUUGUUUCGUGCCUUUCCCAAGAGGCUAAUGAGGGAGUACUGAGAUACAUUGGUACAACUGAGAGAUGGAACAACCAACCUAUAUCUCUUCCAACUAUUGAGUGUACCUCCAACACUAGCUUAUUUAUUCUGGUUGAAAACAUGGGUCGUGUAAAUUACGGGUCAUAUAUCUUUGAUGAGAAGGGUAUUUUGUCUUCGGUAUAUCUAGAUGGUCAAAUUCUCCAUGGAUGGAAGAUGAUACCAAUCCCAUUUCAAAACCUGAAUCAAAGGCCAAAUCUCAGUUUCGAGAUGCAUCAUAACAGAAAGAGAAGUGAGAAGUCCAAUCUUACUAAUGAUGUCGGUCAAAAGGAACCAGCUCUGUUUGCUGGUGAGUUCUCUAUCAACAGUGCAGAAGAAAUCAAAGACACAUAUCUAUCAUUCAAUGGCUGGGGUAAAGGAGUUGCUUUUGUGAAUAAAUUCAACAUCGGAAGAUAUUGGCCGUCUGUUGGACCGCAGUGCAACCUCUAUGUUCCUGCACCGCUUCUUAAACCUGGUAAAAAUACUUUGGUGAUUUUCGAGUUGGAAUCUCCACAUCUCGAGCUUUUGCUGGAGGCAGUGGAUCAGCAAGACUUCACAUGCGGUUCAAAUAAUUCUAAAGUCAAUCAACUAUAGCCGUUCAGUUCAACUUCAUUCCAUUUACCACUUCCUUAAUAAGCAAUCAGACUCUUGUAAAUAGUCACUACUUAUCCUCAAAAGUUAUAUAUACAAUACAACCAAACUUCACAAGUAGUGAAGUCGUUACCAAUUGCC
Molecule: messenger RNA, 2450 nt
Organism: Capsella rubella
Lineage: Eukaryota; Viridiplantae; Streptophyta; Magnoliopsida; Brassicales; Brassicaceae
Product: beta-galactosidase 17
Exons: 19
Coding region: 237-2312 (691 amino acids)
Biological process (GO): carbohydrate metabolic process
Cellular component (GO): vacuole
Molecular function (GO): beta-galactosidase activity
Source: RefSeq, a predicted model, not a curated record